Bombyx mori (domestic silkworm) is the source of this 4008-nucleotide messenger RNA. RefSeq names its product protein Son (gene Son). Gene Ontology annotation, molecular function: RNA binding. The record is from RefSeq and is a predicted model, not a curated record. The transcript is spliced from 12 exons. Gene Ontology annotation, biological process: regulation of cell cycle; regulation of mRNA splicing, via spliceosome. NCBI's taxonomy places the organism in Eukaryota, Metazoa, Arthropoda, Insecta, Lepidoptera, Bombycidae. The coding region runs from base 107 to 2203 and encodes 698 amino acids.
AGCUGUCAUGUAAAAAAGUAUGGCAUAUCGCGCUAUAUUCGUGAGAUAGAUAUAGAGAAUAUUUACAGUACAAUUAUCAACACAAAACAAGUAAUCUUUGACAAAAAUGACUAGUUUGAUUAACAAAAUCGAGUUGCUAAUUAAAAGGGAAAAAACUACACCGGAAAAAAAGAAAGAUGACUCAAAAAAAUCUUCGCAUGAAAUCCUCUCUGAGCUAUUCAGCGCCUUCAAUGCUGACCCUCCUAAAAUCGAGGAGGUGCCUUCAAAGAAAAAGAAAACCAAAAAGAAACACAAGAAAAAAGACAAGAAACGAUCCCACAGGAAUACCAAAAGCGAUGACUCUGAUAAUAGUGAAAUUUCAUCAAACAAAGCUAAAAAACGGAAAAAGAGUAAAUUGAAAAAACGUAGAUACAGUCGAUCGCCUUCACUUCGUUCUCUGACUCCGCCAAAAAAAAUUAAAUGUGAAUCGGACGGGCUAAAAUCGAAGAAAACAGAUAAAACUACAAAGAAAAAAUAUGCAAAUGAAAAUAUUAAAAUUGAAUCUGUAGAAAAUGAGAAACCAUUACCCAUAAAAUCUGAAGUCCCAAGUGAUACGAAUAUACUGAAUUCAAUGGAUGCAAGCAGAAUCCCUAUGCCCGAAUCUCCUCAUGGCUCUAAACUUGUCAGCACUGAUCUCACAUUAAAUCAGAACCAAAAUCAAGAGCCGACCAACAAACAGGAUUCGAAUACUGAAUCAGACAAAAAUAAAGGUAAAAUUCAAAUAAAAAACCUGAAAUUUAGUGCUGUGUUUGAAGAAACUGUUAAAAAAGCUGAAGAACAAGCCAGGAAAAAAGCUGAAAAAUAUGAGGAUGGUGAAUAUACUGACUCCUCAAGUAGUUCAGUCAAAGAAGUGGAGCUGAAUCCCCAAUUUCCGAAAACAUCAGAUCCUGGUGGUAUUUUAAAACAGCAAAUUGUGGAAGAUAAUAAAAUCUGUGAAGAAGAAAAGAAAAGUCAGAAAAAAGAAAAAUCUGAAAUUUCACAUAAAAAAUCACAUAAAGACAAAAGUCGUUCUAAAAGAUCUCCUAGUAAAUCUAGACGAUCCAGAUCACGGUCUACUUCACGCAGACAUAGACAUCGUUCUACUAGCCGUUCGCGGCAUAGAUCCAGGUCAAAACGAAGAUCGCGGUCUCGACACAGGUCUAGACAUUAUUCUCCGAGACAACGAAGUAGACGAUCUGGAGCAAGUCGAUCACCAACUGGGGUAAAAUUAGCAGACAGUGAAAAAAAACGACUUCUUGAAGUAGCAAGGCGAAAUGCUAUCAAUAUGCUCAAAAAUGGUGCGGUGCCUGCUGGGGCGGCUGCACUCCCUCCACAUACCAGAAACCAAGUUAUGGCUGCUAUACAAUCUGGAGGUAAAUCAGUGGAUGAACUAACAGAUUUCUGCAAACACUUAUCAAAAAAGGAAGCACUAGGGGAGCUAUCUUCUGUCUCAUCAAACGAUGAUGACAUGAGUGAGAAUGAAGACACACUUGCUUUCCAUCAUCCAUUUCUUGUUAAAGAAAAGGCUCCUAUUGUCAUGAAUAUUAGGGGAGGAGCGCCCCUUCCAAUAAAAAACAGCAUUGUUCCAGUAGCCAAUAAAGAGGAACUAAGAUUACAGUUCCCUGUAUCUUCAGGAACUCAGCACAGAGAAAAAGCAUUAGAAUGGGUUCCAGUUUCACCUCCAAAAAAAGAUAUGCAAAUAGCCAAACUUAGUCCCAUUUCUGAAAACACGUUAACCAAAGCGAUACUACCAAGUACAGUGCCCACUGAGGAUGUUGCGAAGACGAGCUCUGUACCUCUGGCACUCCCAGCCCCUCCCCAACCGUUAAUUCAACCAAGUUACAUGAAGGGUUUCACAUCAGGAACGCAAUUAUCAUCGGUUCCCGCUUUAGCAGCCCCGGGACCACAAGCUUAUCCGCCAGGAAUAGAGCCCGCUCCCAUCGACAUGGCAUUGAUUGUAUCACAGAAAUUGUCAAUGAUUCGUAAGGAACAAGAAGAAAGCGAAUUGUUGAGUACUCAUGGCUUUGGUUGGUCAAAGGACAGUGCGCUCGGUCAGUUCACUGGAUCGACAGGAGCACAGAUCUUAACCCCAAAGGAACUGGCCAGCGGUACGCAGGCUUGGGCUAAAAAGCUGACAGUGUCAACGAUCGUGAUGCUGUGCGCGGCUACCGGUCGGAUCUCAUAAUACACUUGUAUUAUGUUUUUCGACCUCUAUCUCAAAUAUCAGAUGGUUGCAACGACAUUUCAAAACUAUGAAAUAGCAAAAGGAUAUUCUUUUUAGAUGCAAAAUUAAAAAGAAUUUGUAGUCUUAUAUACAUACUAGCGACCCGCUCUCGCUUCGCUUCGUGGACUAUAAUUUAUUAUUUAUUUUACUGAAUUUCCUUUUAUAUAUAAGUAUUUGUUUUAAACGAAUUUCAGUUUUUCUUAAAUCCUCUUUAACGAUAUUUACAGCACACAUCUGUGAAUGUUAUGUCAAACGCCAUAAGGUUACAUUAGAAAAUUUAAUAAAGUGGUUAUUUGUUCAUAAAUUUUCUAAUUUUGUUCGCAAUUUUCUAAUUUUUUCUUUCAUAAGAACUUUCUUCUGACAAUAAGAAAUGCAACAAAAAAAUAAUUAUCCCAAAUUGCUACCGGCGUUCUGAAGUCAUGCGUGUCCAUACAUUACGCAGAUUCGUUUUUAUAUAAUAUAUGUAUUUUUAUUUUAUUUUUUCGUUUAUACCGUAUUAAUUCGUUAAUUAACAAAUAAUAUUAACAUUCCUGUUCUUACUCGUAAGUCUUUAUCACUCACUCAAUAUAUAGUAGGAUUGAACUACAAGAAAAUGUUACUGCAACCAUCUCGUUUAAUAUAAAAUAGUGUAAUGAGAGAACUAUGUUCGUUCAAUCAUUACACUGAAGGAAAACAUAUACAUACCGUGAUCGUGAACUUAAAUAAAGCGAACAGAGACUUGUCAAAUUAAAUUGAAUGCUACCAUAACAGUUAAAUAAAGAUUUAAAGGGUUGCCAUAUAUAUAUUUCUAAAAUGCUUAAGUUGCCAAUUAAUUCCUUUGUUUUUCCACCAUUUUAAAGGGAUUUCUAUUAAAUUUGGUCUGAAAUUUUUGAAAGUCCUAAAUAUGAACAAAAUUUAGGAAAUCUUGAUAUUGCAGGACAUAAAUUGGUGAAAUUGGCCCGUGUAUUCUAAAAUAUACAUGAAAUAUUUUAUUUUAUUGAUUAUUUUCAUAUUUUGACAAGACUCUGUCUACUUUUCAACGGAGAUGACCGUGAUGAUAAUUAUCAUGCCAACUCCUCGGCAUGUCAAUCAUCAUUACAUCGGGAACAAAUAUUCAGUCUUCCCCAUUUAUCAGACUGACAAUAAUAUUGAAAUAAGACUUUAUUUGCGAAAGAAAAUCAUGUCUUUUUUUCUUAUUUGAAUAAAAUCUCUACAUUAUUUUUAUUUCGUCAUUCAAAAAAAUCUUUCGUUUUCCGUCAGUCUUCUAAAUCGUUUCAUAAAGCCUGGCAGUCUUUUGAGUUAAAAAAAAAACGUAAAUAACUCAACAACACUCAAAGGGAAGCAUGGCUUUAACGGGGAAUUCGUGAAUAUUUGUUGCAGCUUGUUUGUGAUACGGAGACGCUGUACGUUAGACGCACGACGGUACUGCGCCGAUAAACCAAAACGUAUUACCUAAUGCGAGGUAAGUAUCCAAUAUCGUGGGGGGAACAACCGUUAACGAGAAAUGAAUAAAUGUUGCCAACUUCAUAAACUACCUAAAUGUUUAUAUCGAAUACAAAAAUUGAGACAGAUAGUCGAGGGCGUGAAAUGACAACCUGCCAAAGCAAAAAUUGGACAUCUAGUUUUUUUUUUUUUAUAUAUCGAGAAGUUUAACUGAAAAAUCGUAAUGGAACAAAAUGGAAAUAAUAAAUCUGUAUGUAGGAUCAACUACAACGUGCAGCUCCUGUUGAGGGAGGAAUGGGUAUGCAUCUGCUGCAGAAGAUGGGUUGGACCCCGGGUCGAGGUCU